Messenger RNA from Nylanderia fulva, 5716 nucleotides. RefSeq names its product 5'-3' exoribonuclease pacman (gene pcm). NCBI's taxonomy places the organism in Eukaryota, Metazoa, Arthropoda, Insecta, Hymenoptera, Formicidae. Gene Ontology annotation, biological process: nuclear-transcribed mRNA catabolic process; rRNA catabolic process. Gene Ontology annotation, molecular function: 5'-3' RNA exonuclease activity; RNA binding. Gene Ontology annotation, cellular component: nucleus. The record is from RefSeq and is a predicted model, not a curated record.
AUGUCAAACAAACCGUGGCUUUAUCAUUAAAGCGAAGUUGAUAUAAGCGCAUCCAUAAGCAAAAAUUUUAAUUUUGAUAAGGAACGGGAUUUUACAAAGAAACGCGCAAAUUGCCUGACAGACGGUGCACAGUCGAGUGUUUUUGUAUCUCGUCCUUCCGAAACGAGAGCUCAAGAUGGGUGUGCCGAAAUUCUUUAGAUACAUAAGCGAGAGAUACCCUUGCCUCAGCGAGGUCAUAAAGGAACAUCAGAUACCAGAGUUCGAUUAUUUGUAUUUAGAUAUGAACGGUAUCAUACACACGUGUUCGCAUCCGAAUGACGAUGUCUGUUUCCGUAUUUCGGAGGAGGAUAUUUUUAAGAAUAUAUUUCACUAUAUAGAAGUGUUAUUCAACAUGAUACACCCACAAAAGUUGUUCUUCAUGGCGAUAGAUGGUGUAGCACCUAGAGCUAAGAUCAAUCAGCAGAGAGGUCGACGAUUCAGAGCAGCUAAGGAUGCGGAGGUUCAAGAGGCUAAAGCCAAGGCGAAGGGUAUUGAGAUACCUAAAGAGAAGAGAUUUGAUUCAAACUGUAUAACUCCGGGAACACUUUUUAUGGCUAAACUUGGCGAGCAGCUCAAACGUUUUGUGGAAUAUAAAAUUUCUAUGGAUGAUGCUUGGAAAAAAUGUAAAAUUUUGUUCAGCGGGUCUGAGGUUCCUGGAGAGGGAGAGCAUAAAAUUAUGGAUUACAUAAGAUAUAUGAAAGCUAGCGAAGAUUACGACUGUAAUUCUAGGCAUUGUUUAUAUGGUCUAGAUGCUGAUUUAAUAAUGUUAGGUCUUUGUUCUCACGAGCCGAAUUUCUCUCUUUUAAGAGAGGAGGUGAAAUUUGGUAAACAACAAGUAAAGAUGACUCCUGAGGAGACAAAGUUCUGCCUUCUUCACUUGUCGCUUUUACGAGAAUAUAUAGAGCAUGAAUUUUCGCCAAUCAAAGACAAAUUGUCUUUUCCAUUCGAUAUUGAGAAAAUAAUCGACGACUGGGUUUUAAUGGGUUUUCUCGUGGGAAACGAUUUUAUUCCCCAUUUGCCAAAUUUACAUAUUACCAAUGGUGCACUGCCAAUUCUGUACUGUGCAUACAUGGAAGUAUUGCCAACACUCGAAGGUUAUAUAAAUGAAGCAGGAACAUUAAAACUGGAUCGUUUUGAAAAGUUUAUGGAGAAACUUAGUCGUUUAGACUUAGAACAAUUUAAUGAACAUUACGCGGAUUUAAAAUAUUUUGAAGGUAAAACAGGCAGACGGCCUAAUGAAACUGAACGUCAUGUGUAUAAGAAAUCGGAAGAUGAUGAAAACAUAGUUCAGAAGACACAAAACAAAGAUUUAGAUGCUCUAAUUAAAAGUACUGCGGAAAUGUCUGUAGGUCAUUUCAAUGAUGAUGAUGAUGAUGAUGAAGAUAGUGAUUAUAUAAUUGAUGUGGAUACUAUGGAUGAUGAAUCUGAUAGUGAUAUAUACAAUAUGGAAUUUGUACAACAUAAAAGAGAUUAUUAUAUGAACAAAUUGGAAUACAAAAAUGUCGAUGCAGAAGUUUUACGUUUACAAGCCGAGGGCUAUGUAAGAGCGAUACAAUGGAAUUUGCAUUAUUAUUAUCAUGGAUGUUGUAGCUGGUCAUGGUAUUAUCCACAUCAUUAUGCCCCAUACAUUUCAGACAUAAAAGAUUUUAAGGAUUUGAAAUUAGAAUUUGAUUUGGGAGAACCAUUCUUACCUUUCCAACAAUUAUUAGCUGUGUUACCUGCAAAUAGUAAGGAUCUAUUACCAAAGGCAUUCCAAUUGCUAUUGACGGAAGAGUCUUCUCCUAUUGUAAAUUAUUAUCCACAUGAUUUUAAAACUGAUCUAAAUGGAAAAAAGCAGGAGUGGGAAGCAGUUGUGCUUAUUCCAUUUAUCAAUGAAAAGUUGUUGUUGGCUGCUAUGCAGCCACACUUACCGAAAUUAACGGAUGAAGAAAAAACAAGAAACAAACAUGGGCCAAUGUGUUUAUAUUCGCAUAGUGAUGAAAUUCGAAGUGUUCAGAAGGCAACUAUAUACUUUCCGGAAUUUACCAAUUGUGCUCAUUUAAAUUUAAUAAACCGCGACGAAAUUUUUGUGCCGAGAGAACAAUUAGUCGCAGGAUUGUCCUCAGGUUUCGAUCUCGAUGUUUAUUAUCCAGGAUUUCCUAUAUUGCGACACUUACAGCAUACAGCGCAUUUAGAAAAAGCGAAGGUCAAAGUAUUUCAACAGCCAUCAAUGGGAGAAAAUAUGAUUUUAAGUAUAAUAUCAAAAGAAACCCCUGAUUUACUGACCUUGGCAUCGAAGUUAUUGGGAAAAAGUGUGUACGUGGAGUGGCCUCAUUUGAAGGAGGCUUUCGUGAUUGGCGUGGCUGACAACAGAGUGAAAUUCAGUUUAAUUAAUCCACUAGAGGGUUAUAGUAAUAAUAAUUUGAAAAAAGAAGAAGUAAAGGAUUUGUUGGCUGCAGAAUGGAGUACACAGAAUAAACAAAUUCGAGAAACACAUAUGUCGCGUCUUGGGAUAGAUGUAGGCGAUACGAACGUGUUGCUUUUCGCCCGCACAUACUUGGGUAGCAAGUACAUUUUCGGUGUUCAGGGAAAAGUAACAUUUGAGAAACAAUGGAGCGAUUUUCCCAUGGCUUACGCUUAUCAGACUGUGGUUGAAGACAUUUCUGUCUACAGCAGAAAACUACCGGUCUACAAAACUAUGCAUGAUAUUUUUGUACCAGGCACUUUCUGUUUUAUGUUGGGACAUCCCUAUUAUGGCGCGAUGGGCGAGGUCGUGCAACAUAAGGACUAUCCAAAGCCACGCAGAAUCAAAAUUUCUAUAAAAACUACAAAAGAGCCAACAUUUGAGAUCGUUAAACAAGAUUAUACACAACAAAAGACUCGAUAUAUGCAUGGCAGUAUUGCUGCGCAACGUCUGGGCAUAAGUAGUCAUCUUUUAAGUAGAAUUACCGGCACAAUCUAUGUCAUACAAGCGUCGAAAGAGGAAGUUGCCAAACAUAACGUUGGAUUGAAUUUGAAGUUCAAUAAAAAGAAUGAAGAGAUGCCUGGGUAUACAAGAAAGGAGAAUAGUCAAUGGCUGUACAGUGCAAAAGCAGUUGAAUUGAUUCGCAAUUAUAUGAUAAAAUGUCCCAACUUGUUUGAACGUUUGGCUCAAAAUGUAACAAAUGACAUUUUCCAAGAAGAGGAGCUAUUCGACAAGGGAUCGGAUGAACUGAAGGACACAGUCGAAUGGCUGAAGACACAAUUGAAUGGUAUAGAAAGUCGCGCCUGUGGGAUGGAUAUCGUCGAACCGGAACUAGUGAAACUGAUCGAGCAAGAAAUAGAGGAAUACCUAAAGAUUCAAUAUACCAAUGUGGUUUUUAUACAAGUGAAACCACACUUGCUCUUCAAACCUGAAUUACAUCUGCGUAGUGUGCCGCCCGAUCCGAAUUCUCAGAAUCGUUUGUUUGACAGGAUAUGUUGCGUUCGAAGCGGUUUCAGUGUUCCUCUCGGGACCAAGGGUACUAUAAUAGGAGUACGAAAAGCGAGUAAUCCCGCAGAUAUUAUGUACGACGUUUUGUUCGAUCAGCCUUUCAUCGGUGGGCUUACAUUAAGCGGUUGCUCUGCGUUUCGCGGCUAUCGUUUGGCAGCCACGGACUUUAUAAAUAUCAGUUUCGGCGAAAGAAGCGAGCAAAAAAAUUCAGCGAACGAAUCGACAGAUUGUCGCAAACAGACCGCAAAUCCAGCUUCUCCUAUUAAAAAGAAUCAAAACGAUCAGUCAUCGAAGUCGUAUCCGCAGAUGCAUCUCGCUAAGAAAGGACUCGAAAAAUUAAGUAGAGACAUUCGUUUGGGUAUGAUGGUACAACAAAAUACGGUAGAAUCAGGCUCCAAGACGAUGCCUUAUGCGGCAUUACCUCAAAAUCCUCGACAAAACGUGCCAUCUAAUCAAACGUCCGAGUUCCAAGCGCUUUGGGAUGAAUUGCACAAGAUACAGAAACCAAACGAACCACCUGAGAAAAUAGUAUCGAAUCCUAUGAUGCCUAGGGUCAAACCAUUCGGCAACAAUCAUAAUGUGCAAUCGCAAGAUCCUAGCGCAUUCUUGAAAGCUAUGCUAAAGAUUCCCGAUGUAAAUGCGCAAACGAGUAAGCAACAGACUAAACACUCUACAACUGUGGCGACGCUUCAAAAAGCGUCAGUUUCACAAAAAGAUCAAACAUUAAAUCCCCCACCAUUGGUACAACAAAUGUUUGAUCACGCCAGACGAACGGAACAAAAAAAAGAGAAAGCACAUUCAGUUUGGUAUAGCACACAAUUAUUGCAACAUUACUCAUACAGCGCAGUUGGCUUGCCAAAGUAUAAUUAUAUCAUCGAUGAAAAGACGGGAUUGAUUAGCGCUCAUAUUAUGAUAGAUCGUGCAAUUUUUAAGGGCGAUCCUUGCGUCACUCAAGAACUAGCCACAGAAAGCGCUGCGAAACGAGCGUAUAAGGCGUUAAAUUUAAAUAAGAUACCGACUCACGAUGCGAAAGUCGUAAUGGCGCCUCGACCACAAUGGUAUAACAAUCAACAGAAUAACUGGGUCCAAAAUAUCCGACCUCCUAUGAUGCCACCCAUGGGACCUCCGAAGAUGCCACCAAUUCCACAAAAUCUACUUAUGCAACCUAAUAUGUUCUAUCCGAAAUGGAACCAGAAAAUGCCGCCAAAUCCAGCGUUUGGUCAAGCUGCGUCGUACAAUCAAGGCAGGCAACAGCAAAUGAAACAAGGUCCACAAAAAGGUCCUCAGAACGGGCCGAAGAUGGAGAUUAAGAAUAGUACCGCGUUCGUGCCAUUGCAAGCACAGAAGAAGAGUAGAAACGCCACUGUGAAACAAGCUGCAAAAGAGAGCAAUUCGUCAAAUGCUAGAAAAAAUUCGAGCCCUAAAGCGCAACAGCAACAGCAGAAGAAUGAAGAAACGUCACCCAAGAAAGAAAAACAAGAAAUUGUACAUAAAGGUAGAGAGAAGACGCAUGCAAACGAACCGCAACAACAGCUACCGCAACAACAGCCGCAAUAUAAUGCAGGAAAAUCGUCCAAACCCAGGAAAUCGCGUGUCGCCGCAAAAUUCGGCUCGCCGCCUUUAUCAAACGGCGGCGAACCUCAGUGAAAAUUCUAUUCUGUCUUCUGAUGGAAUAAAUCUUUACAAAUUCAAUAUGUACAUACAAGAUGAUAAUAUCGAAAUCCUAUCACGCGUUCGUUUUCUACAUUUUAUAAUAAAAUCGAGCAGUUUUCUUUGAAGAUUUCCAAACGGGCCAGUUUAUCUCUUAUCAUGAAAACAUCGAUUUUUACAUGCGUUGAACAUCUUUCGUACUUAGAUAUAAAAUCGCAUCAAAUAAUUUGUAGAUCCUUUUUCGAAUCAAAUGUACAUACACACAUACACACACUGAACUUAUAUACGUAACAUACGUAAAAAUGUAAGUUAGAAUGAUUAGUUGAGUUUUUAUUUUGUAUUUUUUACAUUUUGCUAUGUAUUAGCUAUGUAUCAUUUGUACUUGUAAAUUCUUAUGUUCUGAUAGUGUGAUAUUUCAUCAGAAUACUCUAUGAUUAGUAAUUUUAUUUUUUUAUGAGAGUGCUCGAAAAUUAUUUAUUCAGAUAUAUUUUCGCGUAACUAUAGAAAAUUACAAUGUUUGAUGGUAUGCACAAAACCUUGAAGCAAAAGUAUAUCAUGAAGAUUUUGAUAAUGAUA